GUGGUGGCUUGCCCCGCACCCCGCCAGCUAAUACGUAAUAAAGCCCCCCUGCGUAGGGUGGUUUUCCCCGUUCCUUUUCAGUGUAGUAGACUUCUUUUUGUUUUUUGUUUUUUUUUCACCUUCCGUGUACUAGUGUGAUGACGCCUAGCUGGUUGAUGAAGACGAUGCGUUUUCGCGAGAGAAGGAACGUCCGUGCGGCAUUCUGUGACAUCAGAAAUCGACACGUGCGCUUCCUCUUGGUGCGCUUAUUCUUCUUCUCCUUUUUCCUGACCUUAGCUGCCAUGCUCCGCAGCUACAGUCCGGUCGAGGGACUGUCCCGCAGAUUCUCAUCGUUGGUUGUGAUUUCGAAUUCCGAUGCGCACGUGGUUGGUCGCCUUCUGCAGGCGCCCACUUCGGCAGCCCCGCCAUCUCUUCCAUGGUCACCGUGGGUAAUGUCGCCACUGGAAGGCGGACUCUUGAUCGAGGACUCGGGACGGUUCGUUGCUUCACAUCCAUCCCCGAGACAGGCUUGUCAGUGUGUAGUCUCGAACCUGGUGGUUUCGCCUCAGAAAGAGCUGUACUAUGUCCUCGAGGAGACCUGCUCAAACAGCAGCUCAAACAGCAGCGUUACGUCGAUCAGAAAAGCCAACUUAUCGAGGGCAAUCCAGGGACCGGACUCGGCGGAUGACGAAUCAACAUUAUUAACCUACUUGUGGACUGAGGACGAGCGGAACGGGUCGAGAAUUGCAGAACGGCCGAAUUCGACGGCUUCCGUGAUGGGGAUGGCCGUUUCGAAAGAUGGUUCCCAUCUCAUCUUGAGCGUAGCCUACUUCUCCGAUUCUGAUUUCUUUGGGUACUCUUACGAUGGCAGCAUCACGUCCUUGUCUGUUUCUGACUCCUCCCGUCUUUCUUUCUCCGCGUUUGUGUUCAGUGGUAUUAGCAAAAUCGGCUUGGACCCUUCCGGAGAGCGUCUCGUUUUUGCUACGCGCUCAGGCGGGGGACUCAAAUAUAUUCGGGUCGAUAGCUCGGGACUUCCGUUGAAUGUACCUGACGAUUCGGAAUCUGCGCUUAGAUACACAGAUGGAGAUCAAGUUUCUGAUGCCAUAUUCCAAUCUCAAAGCUUUGUGGACGGUUGCCUUUACUUUUUGCAUACAGAUAAGAACCAGCUGUUCGGGUUUCGCCCGUUCAUCGAGGGCAGCGCACCCACAUCGCUAUUGAGCUAUCGAUCGGCAGUUCUGACUAAUGUUGUGGUCACUCGAGACAGGUGUCGUCUCUUUCUUACCGAUGGUUUCUUUCUUGUUAGUGCGGACAUCCGCAGACAAUGCUCUGACGUAAAAAAUAAUAUUUUGGAGUUGUCAAACGGACGGGGUACAUUUAGGGGAUUGGCCUUGAUGCAGAAUGAAGUGGGGGAGGACACAUACUUAUACGUGGGCUCUGACGACGGGAAACUUUUUGAAGUGCAGUUGAACAGCUCUGGCAGACGCUGUGUAUUAGAAGCGGAACCAAGCAUUCCCCCCGCACCUGAAGGUGUCGUAGAAUCAAAACCAAGCAAUCCCACUGCGUCUGGACCUGCCAUCACUGUUCUGGUAGCAUCUGGGGUGGCUGGCACAGUGGUCGCCAUGGUAAUCAUUGGUAGCUCGAUUUGCCUAUGGAGGAGAGCGCGCCGCCCACCAGCUGGUCCGGAACGUCUCCCGGAAGUCGGUGAACAAGCGACUUCAUCUUUAAUGGAAGAUGAAGCGUUGGACGCGUGGGGAAUUAAGCCGUCGCGGGUCAAGCAGUUCAUUUUCAGAGUCCUGUCGGAAUGUACGGACAAAUUCAGCGAGGGUCGGAGAAUUGGGGAGAAGGGAGCGUUUGGGAAGGUUUACAGAGGCUCGCUCGACGGCGAGGAGGUSGCGAUGAAGGUGAUGACGGGUGAGCUAACGGACACCAAACGGAGCCAGUUUGUGGCCGAAGUGAACACCCUCAGCGGGCUCAAUCAUGCAAACCUCGUACGACUAGUCGGGUACUGCCUCGCGGGCGAUCACUGCAUCUUGGUAUACCCGUUCUUCAGAGGAGGCAGCCUUCACGGGCGGCUGUUCCCCAAGGCCAUCACUGGGAAGGAUGCAAAAGCGCCGGACACAGACCAAAUUGUCGAGGAUCCAUCCCCUCCGCUGACGCUUCUGGAGCGCAUGAGCAUCGCCUUCCAGGUGGCCAAGGGGCUCGGCUACCUUCACGACGCCGCCAGGCCACCGAUUAUYCAUCGGGACAUCAAGAGUAGCAACAUCCUGCUCGGCGAGGGAUCUGGCGAGAAGCUUCACGUCGUCGUAGCGGAUUUCGGAUUAGCAGCCAUCGGCGAGAGRGURUURGRCACMGGACAUGACCACGUCGUGMUGACCUCUCACAUCGGCGGCACUUUCGGGUAUAUGUCGCCCGAGUACAUGCUGAGAGGAGAGCUGUCCGAAAAGAACGAUGUGUACUCUUACGGGGUACUCGUUCUGGAGMUGUUGACGGGCAGGAAGGUGGUCGGGCCGGCUCCUUCCGGGCUGGGAUGGCAGACGAUCGUCGAGUGGGUGAAGCCUUUCCUUCGAGGGGGAGUCGUCCCGAGCGGGAGCAUGGAGAUGCCGUACCCGAUACUCGAUCGGUGCUUGUGGAAUCAGCCGAGUGAGGCGGGAAAAAAGGAAUAGUAUUCUACGCCAAAAAGAAGAGGGUAGUAUACUACACCGUAUUGCCUCACCCUCCAUUCCACACGGGACCCCUAAAGAAACUAAAAACCAAUGACAAAACGGAGCCUUACGGCUCCCUGCCCUAAAUGGCAGGAUGCAUAAUCCCACCGUCCGUUGAAAAUACAAUAGACAGUUCCUAAGUUCCUAACAGUCCCACACCGUCACACGACUAGUAAACUAUACUAUUCGCU
Messenger RNA from Chara braunii, 2872 nucleotides. The record is from the annotation of a GenBank genome assembly. NCBI's taxonomy places the organism in Eukaryota, Viridiplantae, Streptophyta, Charophyceae, Charales, Characeae.